Molecule: messenger RNA, 3416 nt
Organism: Propithecus coquereli (Coquerel's sifaka)
Lineage: Eukaryota; Metazoa; Chordata; Mammalia; Primates; Indriidae
Gene: METTL13
Product: methyltransferase like 13
Exons: 8
Coding region: 350-2452 (700 amino acids)
Molecular function (GO): S-adenosylmethionine-dependent methyltransferase activity
Source: RefSeq, a predicted model, not a curated record
GAGUUGCUGGGAUGGUCCGGGCGGCCGACCAAUCACGAGGCCUUGCACCCGGAUAUGGUUGGUGGGUUCAGAAACCCGGCUCCUAAGAAGUGGGGGCUCUCUACACGUGGGGCAGGGACUGUGGGCGCGGAGGAAGGGGUGAGUGUGUAUUAGGUUCAGUGACUCAUGCGUGCGUUUGCUCUGUAAGGGCCAUCUCUUUGGGUUUUCAGUGGGGGAACCAAUCAAUGUGGCUGUGUGUCUGUGGAAAGAAUCCCACUGCAGUGGCCCGGAGCCCGCGUGUGGGUGAGCCCCUCAGAUGGUCCAUCGCAGGGAGUAGGGAGCCUUGAAGACGCAGCUCCGCGGUGGCAACAUGAACCUCUUACCUAAAAGCUCCAAGGAGUUUGGCUCCGUUGACUAUUGGGAGAAGUUCUUCCAGCAGCGAGGAAAGAAAGCUUUCGAGUGGUAUGGAACCUACCUGCAACUGUGCGGGGUGCUACACAAAUACAUCAAGCCCAGGGAAAAGGUGCUGGUGAUUGGGUGCGGCAACUCAGAGCUGAGCGAGCAGCUGUACGACGUGGGCUAUCGGGACAUAGUGAACAUUGACAUCAGCGAGGUCGUCAUCAAGCAAAUGAGGGAGCGCAACGCCAGCCGACGGCCCCAGAUGAGCUUCCUGAAAAUGGACAUGACGCAGAUGGAGUUUCCUGAUGCCUCGUUCCAGGUGGUGUUGGACAAGGGCACCCUGGACGCUGUCCUGACAGAUGAGGAGGAGAAGACCCUGCAGCAGGUGGACAGGAUGCUGGCUGAGGUUGGCCGUGUCCUGCAGGUGGGCGGUCGCUACCUCUGCGUCUCCCUGGCUCAGGCUCACAUCCUGAAGAAAGCAGUGGGUCACUUCUCUCGGGAGGGGUGGAUGGUGAGGGUGCACGAAGUGGCCAACAGCCAGGACCGGGUGUUGGAAGCAGAGCCUCAGUUCUCCCUGCCUGUCUUUGCCUUCAUCAUGACCAAGUUCAGGCCAGUCCCUGGCUCUGCCCUUCAGAUCUUUGAGCUGUGUACUCAGGAGCAGGGCAAGCCUGUGCGGCUGGAGAGUGCCGAGCGGCUGGCCGAGGCGGUGCGCGAGCGGCAGCAGUAUGCCUGGCUGUGCAGCCAGCUGCGCCGCAAGGCCGGGCUGGGGAGUGUGUCCCUGGACUUGUGCGAUGGGGACACGGGGGAGCCACGCUACACCCUCCACGUGGUGGACAGCCCCACUGUGAAACCAUCGCGGGACAAUCAUUUUGCCAUUUUCAUCAUUCCCCAGGGCCGGGAGACUGAGUGGCUUUUUGGCAUGGAGGAGGGCCGGAAACAGCUGGCAGCCAGCGCAGGCUUCAGGAGGCUGAUCACAGUGGCCCUUCACCGAGGUCAACAGUACGAAGGCAUGGACACCAUCCAAGCCGAGCUGUCAGCUAGAGUCAUGGAGCUGGCCCCGGCUGGCAUGCCCGCCCAGCAGCAGGUGCCCUUUCUGUCUGUGGGUGGGGACAUCGGGGUCCGGACCGUUCAGCACCAAGACUGCAGCCCCAUGAGUGGCGACUACGUCAUCGAGGACGUACAAGGUGAUGACAAGCGAUUCUUCCGGCGGCUGAUCUUCCUCAGCAACAGGAAUGUGGUGCAGUCCGAAGCCAGGCUGCUGAAGGAUGUGUCUCACAGAGCUCAGAAGAAGCGGAAAAAGGACAGGAAGAAACAGCGGCCUGCUGAUACUCCUGAGGACCUCCCUGCGGCCCCAGGGCAGUCCAUUGAUAAGAGUUACCUGUGCUGUGAACACCACAAAGCCAUGAUUGCCGGCCUUGCCCUGCUGAGAAACCCAGAGCUACUCCUAGAGACUCCGCUGGCAUUGUUGGUGGUAGGCCUGGGUGGGGGCAGCCUCCCCCUCUUCGUCCACGAUCAUUUCCCAAAGUCCUGCGUCGAUGCCGUGGAGAUCGACCCCUCCAUGUUGGAAGUGGCCACUCAGUGGUUUGGCUUCUCCCAGAGUGACCGAAUGAAGGUCCACAUUGCAGACGGCCUGGACUAUAUCUCCAACCUGGCGGGAAGAGGAGAAGUGCGGCCUCACUACGAUGUCAUAAUGUUUGAUGUCGACAGUAAGGACCCGACGCUGGGAAUGAGUUGUCCACCCCCAGCAUUUGUGGACCAGCCUUUUCUGCAGAAGGUGAAAAGCAUCCUGACUCCUGAAGGUGUUUUUAUCCUCAACCUCGUGUGCCGAGACUUGGGGCUCAAGGACGCAGUGCUGGCCAGACUCAAGGCAGUGUUCCCCCUCCUGUACGUGCGGCGAAUCGAGGAUGAAGUGAACGAGAUCCUGUUCUGUCAGCUGCAGCCUGAGCAGAAACUUGCCAUGCCAGAGCUCCUGGAAAUGGCCCAGGCCUUGGAGCGGACCCUGAAGAAGCCUGGGAGGGGGUGGGAUGACACAUACGUCUUGUCAGAUAUGCUCAAGACCGUGAAGAUUGUGUGAUCGCCGAGGCCAGGCAGCCCUCUCAGCGUCCUGCCUAGACUGACCUCGGACUCCUGGCCUGCUAGAGAUGGAAGAAAUACAAUGCACAGUACUUUUUAAGCCUGUAUUUUUCUUGGUGUCAUGCUCAACUACGUGUAUGUCCAGCGAGGUGAGGUUGACCAAAGAGCUGGGAAAAUAAAAAAACCCUUCCCAUCUUGUCCUCUUUAGUACCCCUUGGGUUGCUCAUCUGCUUUCUGUACCUUGUCCUUGAGUAGGAUUCCCUGCUGGAGCCUCUAGCACACACUGAAUUUCUUAAUGAGUAUGAGCCAAGCUCCUUAGGACUAAAGAUAAUCAAAUUUGAUUGCAUCUGUACUUUACUAAUUUGCUUAUUUGCUUUAUCCCUCUUGGUUUUGUAGGAAUGAUCUCAAGUGAGAUAGUAGAACACUCUUAUGCUAGAAGACUGUCAGCAGAGUAGGGUUUUAAUAGAUGUGAGAUAUUUGAGAGAGCAUCUGCUCUGUCUCAGAGCUACCAUUAAAAUGGUUCCAAUUUUCAGGAAUCUGAUAACCCACUCCAGUGUUUUAACAACUUUUCUUGACCACCCAGAUCUUGUAGCCUAAGUCAUUUGUUUCUGUUCUCAGUGGAGGGAGUGUUUGUAGCUGGCCUCAUGGCUGUGUAUGGCAGAGACCUGGCAGACUGAAGUCUCUGGUAUUCCUUAACUCACAACAUUUGUUGAGUGACAGCUACUUGCCAGACCCUGCAUAAAGAGCUAUGGUGGAGACGAAAAUGUUUAGGAAUGGCCAAAAGACAUGGAGUGAUAAUAAAAGUUAACGUGUUCUGGACACUCUUCUAAAUGGUUUACAUACACUGUCUCAUUUAAUCUGAGAAGGAUAGUUAAACCAAAACUUUAUCUAAACCCAAAUCUUACUUGAGCCAAAGCAUCAAUCUUAAUCCAUGCAUUGAGACUGUUAAACCAGUGGUUCCAAGA